This is a messenger RNA of Populus nigra (black poplar), 1158 nucleotides long. Its product is annotated as putative fasciclin-like arabinogalactan protein 20. NCBI's taxonomy places the organism in Eukaryota, Viridiplantae, Streptophyta, Magnoliopsida, Malpighiales, Salicaceae. The record is from RefSeq and is a predicted model, not a curated record. The transcript has a single exon. The coding region runs from base 1 to 1158 and encodes 385 amino acids.
AUGCUUCUCUUCCUUCUCAUUCUCCUUUUAAUCUCUUCCUCAGUUCUUGCAGCUUCUAACCCUUUCUCGAAUGCCAUGGAGAUCCUCUCAACCUCUGGCUAUCUCUCCAUGGCAUUAACCGUUCAAAUCACUUCGAAAAGACUCCAUCUUGAAUCAUCUGCUGCAACUAUAUUCGCUCCAUUGGACAUUGCAUUUGCAAGAUUAGGCCAACUUUCUGUUCUUGAUAUCCAAUAUCACAUCUCGCCAGUGAGACGUUCUGGGUAUUACCUCGAUAGUCUUCCUUUUGGUACAAGAAUCCCCACGUUGUUGCCAAAUCACUCAUUGAUUGUCACUACAAGUUUGAGUUAUUUUGAUGGAAAGUUGUCAAUCAAUGGAAUCUCGAUUGAAGAAUCUGCCUUGGUUGAUUUUGGGUCUCUGAUCAUAUUUGGGAUGAGUGAGUUCUUCAAUUCUUCUCUAGAGAUUUCUCCUAAUUUGACUCCAGCACCAGCACCAGCGCCAGCACCAAUUCCUAGUCCAGUUACUAGUCUUGGCAAUACUUCUCAGAAUGAAUCAUCAGGCUUGGAUGUCGAUUUUUUUGGCCAAGCUUCACAUUUACUACUUUCUAGAGGUUAUUCAAUAAUGGGAACAUUUCUUGAUGCGCAACUGUUUGGGAUCCAGAACCAGACAAGAUUGACAAUCUUUGCACCAGUUGAUCAAGCAAUGGAUGCAUAUGCAAAGACUGUUAGUGAUUAUUCAUCGAUCUUUCGGAAACAUGUGGUUCCUGGAUUGUUUCCAAGGCAAGAUUUGGAGGGGUUCAAUGAUGGAACAAGUUUGCCAACUUUCUCAGGAGGGUUCAUGAUUAAUUUGACCAAGUCUGGUGAUGUGCUUGUGCUUAAUGGUGCUCCUGUUAUCUUUCCCGACAUGUAUCAAAGUGACUGGCUGAUAAUUCAUGGCCUGAACCAGCUGCUUAUGCCACCAUUAAAGGAGGAGUUAGUGGGGGAAUCAUUCUCAGAACUCGAUGGGGCAGAAGAUCAGCCAAAUGUGCUUGAUUUUGAUGAUCGUCAAGUGCAAUUUUACACCUCCAAAUCACACAAAGCCCUCUUUGCAUUAAAAAUCUUCUGCCAUGAACAUGAUUUCUGUUCUCUAGGAAACAUAGGAAGUGAAACUUCAAGUCUUUAG